AUGGUAAGGUUGCUUCAGUGCUCUGGUAUUUUAUUCUACUAACAUAGAACUAUAAGCCCGCGCUCUUCGAUCCACCUCUUCGGAGCACGAUGUCAUCUGUAUUACUACAUUUCGAUUCAAUUCAAUUCAAUUCAACUAAAUGCCCUAAUGGUUUGACUUUUCCUUUUCCUUUUACUCCCCCUUCUCUUCCCUCCUUUUAUCCUCUUUCUUCUUUCUUUCCUUCCUUCCAACACUUUCCUUCAUUCCCUCCCUCCCUCGUUGCAAUCUUUCACCGACACCCACGUCUUCCUCUCUUCCUCGCCCUCUUUCUUUCUUCUCACAUUCAUACACCCUUAACCUUCGCAACCCUGCCUUUCCUCCUCCCCUUCGCCUUGACAGUGCCUGCAAGCAUGAGUAUGCCUACUAGCAGUAGUCAUGCCACCACCCAGGCACCAGCAGCAACAGUCACCGCCACCACAUCGACUCCAAUUGCCACCAAUGGACCAACGUCCACUGCUGCUACUGUACCCCAUAUUCGAAUCGUCCCUCACCUGGACGCACCACGGUCCCUCCACUUCGAGGUUGUCGACAAGGACGUGCCCGAGGGCUUUGUCCUCAAAAUCGGACGCUUCACAGAUAAGCAGAACCUGCCCAACAGGGUCACUUUCAAGUCCAAGGUCGUCUCGCGUGGACAUGCCGAGAUCUUUACAGAGCAUGGAAAAUUCUUCAUCCGCGAUACGAAAUCAUCCUCAGGCACAUUCUUGAACCAUGCCCGACUUUCACCCCCCGGUAUCGAGUCGAGACCCACGCUGCUCAAGGACGGCGAUGUCAUCCAACUCGGAGUUGAUUAUCAAGGAGGCACCCAGGAAAUAUACCGAUGCGUCAAGAUGAGACUGGAGCUCAACCGAUCGUGGCAGCAGCAAGCCAAUCCCUUUAGGGAGAAUACACUAAAGGCCAUCCGGUCCUUGACGACUGCCAAUGCUUCGUGCGCUACGGAUUGCUGUAUCUGUCUCUUCCGUAUUGCAUCCUUCCAAGCGCUCUUUGUCGCGCCAUGUUCACAUGUUUACCACUAUAAAUGUAUCCGGCCGAUGUUGGUCUCCAACCACCCAGGCUUUCUAUGUCCGCUUUGUCGAACAUUCGCUGAUCUGGAGGAUGUAGUCGAGAUUGACGAUCCAAUUGAAGAAGAGAUGCCUUUGCAGAGUCCUGUCGCUGCUAUCGAAAGCAGACAUAAUUCGGUUGAGCAGAUCAAUGAGAUCGAGCCGGCGGCGGUUGCGCAGCAGGUUGAGGCAGAACCAGUAAUAGCAGCGAUAGAAGAUGUGUCUGAGCCAACACCUGCUCCAGAGCAAGCACACACGUUCCAACCACCAGAAAAUCGACCGCCACCAUUACCGCUGGAUGGAACAGGAACAGGAUCCGACGAUGCUGCAGUCUUGGCUGCAACAGAAACCUCUGCACCUAGUUCACCAUCGUCGUCCUCGCGACCAGUGUCAACAGCAUCCUCAUCAGGCCAGCAAGAGCAAAGUUCAGUGUCUGCGACGGUGUGCCCUAUGAACAUUGUCAACGCCGGAUCAUCGUCAACAUCGGUCGAUUCUGCUGUGCAACAGUCACCUUCGGCAGCGUUCCUGAUGGCGCCCUCCCCACCAAUGUUUGUUACAAGCUUUGGAGUGUCCCCAAUCCCAUUCGCGGCACCGGCGUCUCCUAGAGAGUCAUCAACGUCAUCGCCUUCAUCAGCACAGGAACUGGAGGACCAACAUCAUCACUCGCAUUCGCACGUACCAUCGAGUCCGUCAAGCCAUAGUCAUAUGAGCCACAUGAUCCAAAACUUUGUGAGGAAUAUCACGAUCCCGCAUAGGAACCGGAGCAGGACGAACUCGAGCUCGGCCGCAUCCCCCGUGGUGGCGACCCACCACCAAGGAGCUUUGGUCGGUCAUACUGGAGUAGCAGCCUUGAGCCAGAAUUCAGGAGGAGGAGCGAGUACGGAGGUGUUCGGCAAGACUUUGGUGAUGACACCACCGGCGCCGAAUGUGCUGCUGACCAGCAACAACCGCGCAAGCUCAGGCCACUCGGGCAUUUCAGAACUUGGAGUCGUUUCAGAAUCGAAUAUGGAGCCUGGUUUGGUGGGCGGGGGUGUAGGCAGUAGUCAGCAGAGUAGCAGUCAGAGCUGCGAUCGGGCUCAUCGUGAGGGAUCAGCUCCGCUGCAUACUUCGCAAACGGUCGCGGCCGAGGCCUCUGUGUAAAAAGAGCAAAGUGCAACGCAGCACAGCACAGCUGAGGGACCGUAUAUAUAAUCAUGAGCGCGACGCAAUCGAGGACAUUGCAUACCAAAAAGAUGAAAGCGCAUUUGUAAGAUACACAUUGUAGGAGGGGGAAAAAAAGGAAAAUUCAAUAAAAACAAGUAAAAUAUCGAUG
Messenger RNA from Gamsiella multidivaricata, 2388 nucleotides. RefSeq lists its product as uncharacterized. The transcript has 5 exons. The record is from RefSeq and is a predicted model, not a curated record. Bases 90 to 2216 code for a protein of 708 amino acids. Gene Ontology annotation, molecular function: protein binding; ubiquitin protein ligase activity. Gene Ontology annotation, cellular component: mitotic spindle pole body; cytosol; ubiquitin ligase complex. Lineage: Eukaryota; Fungi; Mortierellomycota; Mortierellomycetes; Mortierellales; Mortierellaceae. Gene Ontology annotation, biological process: protein ubiquitination; mitotic spindle assembly checkpoint signaling; negative regulation of septation initiation signaling.